AAUAUUUGAAUAAUGAAAUCUCGUAUGUGCACUUAAUUCUUUUUUCUUAGAUUGAUUGAUUUUUCUAUGAUCAAUGGUCUUAAACAAUCUUGGGAAAACCAAUAUUACCAUAUUUGGAAAUGUUAUAAUUAGUAAUUGGUGUAUAAACUUAUAAAGCUCCUUUCUUAGUUUGGUUUAACACUCUUUAAAAGAAAUGGCGAAAGCAAAAAAAGUUUUGGAAGAAGCUGUGGAAUCUAAUAUUCUGGAAAUAGAUCUGGUUGAUAAGAACAUAAGUUUAUUUGAAGAAUUACCUGGUAUAUUAGAAAUGAAUCAUAUCACACGUUUGACUUUAAGUCAUAAUAAAAUAGUUACUGUACCUCCUGGUCUUGCCAAUCUCACGAAUUUGGAAAUCUUGACACUAUCAAACAAUUUGAUUGAAGAGCUACCAUUAUCAUUGUCGUCAAUGCCAAAAUUGAGAAUAUUGAAUCUCUCUAUGAAUCGAUUGUAUAACUUACCUAGAGGAUUUGGUGCCUUUCCAGUUCUUGAAGUUCUGGACUUAUCAUAUAAUAACUUGAAUGAAAAAACACUGCCUGGAAACUUUUUUAUGAUGGCCACUCUUCGUGCACUAUAUUUAGCAGAUAAUGAUUUUGAAUAUCUAUCAAGUGAUCUGAAAAAUUUGAAACAACUUCAAAUACUAGUAUUACGGGAAAAUGAUUUGAUUGAACUUCCAAGAGAAAUUGGUGAAUUAACACGUUUGAGGGAACUCCAUAUUCAAGGGAACCGUUUAACAAUACUGCCUCCAGAAGUUGGAAAUUUGGAUAUGACUUCUAAUAAGUCGGUCUUCAAGUUUGAAGGAAACGAAUGGGUCAAUCCUAUAAAAAAGCAGUUGGAACUGGGUUUAAGUCAUCUUGCUGAAUUUUUAAAAAGUGAGCAGUACAGGAUAUUGUUCAACAGAUACUCAACUAACAAGCCUCCAAUUCCUCCUCCAUGUGUUGAUAAAGCAAAAAAAGUUUCUAGAAUUCGUUGAAGAUUCAUAAAUAUAUAUUUUAACAUUUACUUCAUAGAUUGAAAUCAGAUAGUAAGUCCUAUAUUAUAAUUUAUUUUAUCAGUUCAAAGUUUCAUCUCAAUUAUUUCAACUUUAUUUAAUUUUUAGAAUUCUUCUAAAUAGGAGUAUUUUUUCAAAUGAAUUGGGAAUGAUGUAUAUCAGUUAUUAUACAGCUAAAUAUAAAUGGUAAAUUCAAUUGAAUGAUAACUUGUGCCACUGCCUUUUUUGCUUGAUAUAUUUAUGAUUGUUGCUUGAAAUCUUUUAAUAUUUCUGUUUUAAAAUAUUAAUUAAUAUCUAAAAAAACUUAAAAAUCAAGCUAACUCUAAAAUUAUGACCAAUUGUAUUAUUAUUUUUCUAACAAUUUUUUGGAUUGUUGAUUGAAAUUGAAUAUUAUACUUUAUUUAAAUAAUUUUAAACUAUCAUUGUUAUAAAUUUUAAUAUUUUAUAUAUUUGCUGCUUAUGUACAAAAGUUUUCACAUAUAUGACACUUGUGCCUUAUGUUUAACAUUGAAUAAUAUAUAGAAUUUGUAAUGAGUAUUUUAUAUUACUGAAACAAACUAUUUUUCUAUGUUGCUUUAAUUUUUUUAUUAAUAAAAGACGAGUCACUUUAA
Harmonia axyridis is the source of this 1635-nucleotide messenger RNA. RefSeq names its product ras suppressor protein 1 (gene ics). The coding region runs from base 194 to 1006 and encodes 270 amino acids. Gene Ontology annotation, molecular function: protein binding. NCBI's taxonomy places the organism in Eukaryota, Metazoa, Arthropoda, Insecta, Coleoptera, Coccinellidae. The record is from RefSeq and is a predicted model, not a curated record. The transcript has a single exon.